This is a messenger RNA of Drosophila hydei, 3174 nucleotides long. RefSeq names its product protein masquerade (gene mas). Gene Ontology annotation, molecular function: serine-type endopeptidase activity. Lineage: Eukaryota; Metazoa; Arthropoda; Insecta; Diptera; Drosophilidae. The record is from RefSeq and is a predicted model, not a curated record. The coding region runs from base 1 to 3174 and encodes 1057 amino acids. Gene Ontology annotation, biological process: proteolysis. The transcript is spliced from 7 exons.
AUGGGAACUUCGCAAGGAAUACUUUGCACGUUGAGUCUUUGUCUGCUGCUAUUGGCCAACAAGCCUCUGGCUCGGGCACAGGAUGAAUCAUUGGCGGGCAGCUUCCUUUCCGGCCUGUUGGAUACGAUUACCAGCACAGCGGAUGCCAAGGAUUGCCCAGGUGUUUGUGUCCAUACGCUGGCCACGCUUAUCUGCUAUGAGGUGCUCGACGAUGUGCCCUGCCCCUCGCCCAGUAUGAAGUGCUGCAUAGAGAGUGCGCCAGGCAAAAACGCAACCGCUGUCACCACACCUAGAACAACGACAACCACAGUCAGCAGCAGCAGCUCCACACAGCGCACCUCCACGACUGUAAGUAGCACCACUAAACGUACCACUUCAACCACAACGACGACCACAACGCCCAAGCCAAAGCCAAAGCCACAGCCAAAGCGUCCAGCUGCAAGCACCAUCUCCACCACCACCAAGAAGCCAGCUGCCACCACAAAAAAGGCCACUACAACCAAAUCUAAGGAUAAACUGGAGGCUAGCAAAACGGAAAAUGAAAAUAAGAAUUGCACGGGCGUCUGUAUGGAGGAUCACAUAGCGGAAUAUUGUGAGUCCUACUUGACUAGCGGAGGUCUCUGCAAGGAGGGUACCAAGUGUUGCGUUUCACUGGAUGAGUACGCCAAUGGAAAGCUGCCUAAGGAUAUAUACAUACCUGCCAAGCACAUGAGCAAUCUGAAGAGCAAUCAAACUUUGCCCAAGCCCACGGCCAGCAAGACGACUAGCACCACAACAACUACUAGCACCACAAGCACUACUACCACAACGCCCGAGCCGGCACGCACCAAGACCCACAACAAUAACAACAGUCACGCACCAAGCAAGCCUACCAAGCACAAGAAGACCAGCACAACCACCACAACAGAAGCUGCUGCCCAGGAUGAGGAUGAUGAGGAGGAAGAGGAGGAUGAUGACGAAGAGGAAACAUCGAAUAAUAACCAUAGCAACAAGAACAAGCUCAAGUCCGGCCAAGAUCAGGGUCAAGUGAUGAAGGAAUGCGAGGGUGACUGUAUGAAUGGCAUCUUUGCCAUCUUCUGCGAUGAGAUCGAUUCCGAUGCCUUCUGCCCCGGGGAGGGUAGCUGCUGCUUAACGGGCACUGCCUCUGAAGUGACGCCUGCUAAGCCACCAACCCCCAGCAAGCCAGCCACCAAGAUAGCCAACAAGCCAGCCGCCAAGCCAGCGGCUAAGCCAGCACCACCACCGCCAUCACCAGCACCAGCUGCCACACAGUCUGGCGGAGAUCUGCUCUCACAGUUCAUAUCGUUUGCCGAAAGUACACUGAACUCACCUGCACCACCACCGCCGGCACCGCCAGCUGUGCCACGUUGUCCGGGUUUCUGUUUGCUCACCAUUAUGGCCGCCUUUUGUGAACGUCCCUCUGUGCUGUUAACGAAUCCCACGACCUGCUCCAAGGGCUCAGUUUGCUGUGACAAUUCGCGUGCCGGUGCACCCAAACCGAAAUUGCCGCCACCAACGCCGUCGCCAACGCCACCGCCCACAGCACCGCCCUAUGUACUGCCCAAUACGCCCACUCCAGAUCCACGCGAGGAAUGUCCCGGCUCCUGCAUUGUCAGCCUGCUCAGUUUCACCUGCUUCAAAAACGCCGAGAUGACAGAUCUAUUUAGAUGCAAACGUUCGGGUCAAAUUUGUUGCGCGCCCAAGAGCAAAAUUUUGGAGAAACAACAAUUCCAGACACGCAAUGACACCUCCUACUUCAACUAUCCGCCGCCACCGUAUGCACCACAGCCACCGCAGCAGCAGCCACCACCACCGCCGCCGUAUGCACCCAGCAAUUACAUGCCUAGUCCGCCUCAAGGACCACCACCACCACCGCACCACACGCAUGUUUAUCAACCAGGAUUGCCUCCUCCGCAAAGCUAUGCGGAUUAUUAUGGACCCGCACCUGGACAGCAGCCCGCACUGCCGCCAGUUGCACCGCCAGCACCACCGACAACAACCACCAGCACCACGACAACCACACCACGUCCACAUGUCUACUCGAAGUAUGUUUGCGGUGUCAAGGGCACCUUGCGUACGGGUCGCGCUCGCAGCUCGCCGGCCCUCAACUAUGUCUCCUAUGCACGCGCCAAAUACGGCGUACAGCGUACGGCUAGGCAGCUAGCCACAGUCUAUGCCGGCGGCAGCGGAAGCAUUAACAAAUCGAACGAACGCCUGGUGCUCGGCUCGGCCAUUGUGCCCAUUCAGAUUCACAAUGAUAAACUGGGUGAUCUGGUGGACAGCGGCGGAAUUCAGAGCAAUCAACUGCGCUCCUAUCAUGAUCAGCCAGAACAGUCGUCGUCUUCGGCGAUUGUCUAUCCGGAGUACUAUCAACGCAGCAGCUACUCGGAUCCCGGACAUCUGCAGGCCAACUACAGCAGUCGACGUCGGGCGCGAGUGGUUGGCGGCGAGGAUGGCGAGAAUGGGGAGUGGUGCUGGCAGGUGGCGCUCAUCAAUUCGCUCAAUCAGUAUUUAUGUGGUGCAGCGCUCAUUGGCACCCAAUGGGUGCUCACUGCAGCGCAUUGUGUUACCAACAUUGUUCGCUCUGGCGAUGCGAUCUAUGUGCGCGUGGGUGACUACGAUUUGACACGUAAAUAUGGCAGUCCGGGCGCCCAGACUUUGCGUGUGGCCACCACUUAUAUACACCACAACCACAAUAGCCAGACGCUGGACAACGACAUUGCGCUGCUCAAGCUGCACGGCCAGGCGGAGCUGCGAGAUGGCGUCUGUUUGGUUUGCCUGCCAGCACGUGGUGUUAGCCAUACGGCGGGCAAGCGUUGUACGGUUACGGGCUACGGCUACAUGGGCGAAGCUGGUCCCAUUCCGUUGCGUGUGCGCGAGGCGGAAAUACCCAUUGUUAGCGAUACGGAGUGUAUAAGGAAGGUGAACGCGGUCACGGAGAAGAUCUUCAUAUUGCCCGCAUCCAGUUUCUGUGCCGGCGGCGAGGAGGGACACGAUGCCUGCCAAGGCGAUGGCGGUGGUCCUUUGGUCUGCCAGGACGAUGGCUUCUUUGAGCUAGCCGGCCUCGUCUCUUGGGGCUUCGGUUGCGGUAGGGUGGAUGUGCCCGGCGUUUACGUGAAAGUCUCCUCGUUCAUAGGCUGGAUCAAUCAGAUAAUAAGCGUCAAUAAUUUAUAG